AUGGACUUUAUCCUAAGCGGAGUGGCGGCGUGCGGAGCGUGUUUGGUGACCAACCCGCUGGAAGUGGUCAAGACUCGCAUGCAGCUACAAGGAGAACUUAAGAGUCGAGGCACUUAUCAGGUUUACUACCGUAAUGUCUUCCACGCUUUCUACACCAUCGCUAAAGUGGACGGACUGGCCGGUUUACAAAAAGGCCUCGUACCGGGACUAUGGUAUCAGUUUUUCAUGAAUGGCGUCCGACUGGGGUCAUACGCCGUCAUUGAGUCUUCCGGCUACAUCCACACGGAUGGGAGGGUCAGUGCGCUGAAGACCAUCAUAGCUGGAGCAACUGCGGGUGUGGUGGGAGCUGUAAUGGGCAGCCCCGUAUAUUUGGUAAAGACUCAUUUGCAGAGUCAAUCUACUGCCUCCAUUGCUGUGGGGCACCAGUACAAACAUCAGGGAAUGUCUCAAGCCUUGGUCGCCAUCUACAAGGUGCACGGCAUUCAAGGACUUUGGAGGGGCGCUAGUGCUGCUGUCCCAAGGGUCAGCGUGGGGUCGGCAUCUCAACUGUCCACCUUCUCCUCUGCCAAAGAACUAGUGAUUGAUCUUAAGUUGUUUCCAAAAGACAGCUGGUUGGUGGCACUGAGUGCUGGUAUGAUCAGCAGCGUGGCGGUGGUGCUGGCGAUGACACCGUUCGACGUGGUGAGCACGCGACUCUACAAUCAGCCGGUGGAUCAGCAGGGCAAGGGUCUGCUGUAUAAAGGCUUCACUGACUGCUUUUCCAAGACAUUGAAAAAAGAGGGGCUAACAGGACUCUACAAAGGUUUGGGAGCCUCUUAUUUCCGGAUCGGUCCUCACACCAUUCUUUCUUUAUUCUUUUGGGAUCAACUGCGAAAAUUGUACCAGCCAUUUAGGUAA
This is a messenger RNA of Nerophis lumbriciformis (worm pipefish), 897 nucleotides long. The record is from RefSeq and is a predicted model, not a curated record. NCBI's taxonomy places the organism in Eukaryota, Metazoa, Chordata, Actinopteri, Syngnathiformes, Syngnathidae.